This is a messenger RNA of Procambarus clarkii (red swamp crayfish), 873 nucleotides long. NCBI's taxonomy places the organism in Eukaryota, Metazoa, Arthropoda, Malacostraca, Decapoda, Cambaridae. The record is from RefSeq and is a predicted model, not a curated record.
CUGUCAGUUACACAGCUGUCAGAUACACAGCUGUCAGAUACACAGCUGUCAGAUACACAGCUGUCAGUUACACAGCUGUCAGUUACACAGCUGUCAGUUACACAGCUGUCAGUUACACAGCUGUCAGAUACACAGCUGUCAGUUACACAGCUGUCAGUUACACAGCUGACAGUUACACAGCUGUCAGUUACACAGCUGUCAGUUACACAGCUGUCAGAUACACAGCUGUCAGAUACACAGCUGACAGUUACACAGCUGUCAGUUACACAGCUGUCAGUUACACAGCUGUCAGAUACACAGCUGACAGUUACACAGCUGUCAGAUACACAGCUGUCAGUUACACAGCUGACAGUUACACAGCUGUCAGUUACACAGCUUGAUGACAAUGAUAGUGAUGACGGUGAUAGUGAUGACAGUGACAGUGAUGACGGUGAUAGUGAUGACGGUGAUAGUGAUGACAGUGAUAGUGAUGACAGUGAUAGUGAUGACAGUGAUAGUGAUGACAGUGAUAGUGAUGACAGUGAUAGUGAUGACGGUGAUAGUGAUGACAGUGAUAGUGAUGACAGUGAUAGUGAUGACAGUGAUAGUGAUGACAGUGAUAGUGAUGACAAUGAUAGUGAUAGUGAUGACAGUGAUAAUGACAAUGAUAGUGAUGUCAAUGAUAGUGAUGACAGUGAUAGUGAUGACAGUGAUGACAAUGAUAGUGAUGACAGUGAUAGUGAUGACAGUGAUAAUGAUGACAGUGAUAGUGAUGACAGUGAUAGUGAUGACAGUGAUAGUGAUGACAAUGAUAGUGAUAGUGAUGACAGUGAUAAUGACAAUGAUAGUGAUGACAGUGAUAGUGACGGCGGCGGCGGCGGCGUCAAUUUUUGA